Molecule: messenger RNA, 990 nt
Organism: Raphanus sativus (radish)
Lineage: Eukaryota; Viridiplantae; Streptophyta; Magnoliopsida; Brassicales; Brassicaceae
Product: putative F-box/LRR-repeat protein At5g54820
Exons: 3
Coding region: 1-990 (329 amino acids)
Molecular function (GO): protein binding
Source: RefSeq, a predicted model, not a curated record
AUGGUUUCAAGAAGAAAAUCUGACUUACUUUCAAGUUUACCUGAUUGUCUUCUUGUUACAAUCAUAUCUUUCUUGCCUUUCAAACAAUCAGUCCAGACAAGUGUUCUUGACAAACGAUGGAAGAAUAUUUGUCGUGAAACAACAAGCCUCGUAUUCAAAGAAUCUGAGUUUGUGAACUUAUCUGCUGAUACAGAAACCAUAAAGUCUGAGAGAGCUUUGUUUGUUAGCACUAUGCGUCAAUGGAUCUCUAGCUUUAAUGGUCAAGUCAUUGAAAAUUUAGAAUUUUAUCUCUCUGAACCAGUGUCUUUCGAGAAAGAGAUCAUAUCUCUAACCGAAUUUGCAGCCUCAAAACAAAUAAAAAAUGUAGCUAUUGAUUUCUCAAGCCCAGCCUCAAGAAAAAUCGAAGUUGUAGAGCAUUUGGUCACGUUGAUGCAUUAUCAAAAUACAGAAUUCGAUAUUACUCGUAUCUUUUUCAAUCUGACACAUGUUAGGAACCUGACGAUCUGUUCUUUUCUUAUUCAGAUGAUCCAAGACUGUGAAGAUCCUAUGGAAUUGCAUGAUGCGAUGGAAGCACGACAUUUGGUGAUGAAGACUAAUCUGCAUGCAAAGGAGUUCAUAGGAAUUACAAUAUUUCUCAAUAGCUGUCCAGAACUGGAAUCUCUCACGUUUGAUAUGGAUACUACUGAACGUAUCUUGAGAAUUUCGUUUCCAUUAGAUCCGAAAACGUUUUGGCUCACCAACGGUACAUAUGAGUGUUUGGAAAGGACACUUAAGGUUGUCAAAGUAAAAAACUUUCGGGGCGGCUCCAACGAGUUACAUGUGCUGAAGUACCUGAUCCGAAGGGGACUCGUGAUGGAACAGCUUGACCUUUAUGAGGCAAAGGGAUUGGACGAGGAUCAAAAGAGGUUGGUAGUGACUGCAGCAGAGGAGGUUCAGAAGAAUGUCGAGAAUGGUUCAAAGCAUUUAAGAAUUACUCUGCACAAGGCUUGA